CUUUAACUCCCUCCCUUUCUUUCCACUCCCCCCUUCUCCUCCUCCCCCCCCUUUUUUUUCUCUGUGCAAAACUGUUUCAACAAUGAAUACGGCCAUUGCGUGUACAGAAGAAAACCAUAUGAACAAAAGGACCACAAUUGACGCCGGUGGAGCAAGUGCCCUUAAACGACGUCUUUCAAAAUCGAGUAGUGACCAUGCUCCGGAGAAAAGACUACGGGAAGACAAGAAGAAGCCGUCAACAACCACCAAUGCUACUACUACCACCACUACUAAUGGAUCAUUAGCAGCACCAACAAAGCCCAAUGCAUCAGCAAGACCUAAAAUGGUCACCUCUGACCGCAUUGUACGAGCCUCUCAGUCAAAGUAUCGACCAUAUUUCACAGCAGAAGUUGGGGAAGAUUCAAUUGAUUCUCGAGGCUCACCUACUGGUGAUCCCAAUCUGCAAACGGUAUUAGAGUAUCCUGGCGAUAGUGAAAACUUUCUAUUGCUUCGACCUGUGUUGAAGAAUACGAGCAGCAACCGAACGCCGCAGGCGGUGGAGGAUGUGGAGGACAAGGACGAAUAUAACCCCAUCACAGAUUUGAUCCGAUCGGCAUACUUUAUCUACGAAAGUUAUCUGACCCCAGAGCAGCAGGAACUUCUUGGCGACGAAUCACAGGGUAUCAUGCGCAACCUCAACAAGCAUCGUAACCGACGCAACGCUGCUGGCUUUAUCGAGGCUGUCAAUGAUUUCAAUCGAGUCAUUCGUGAUUUGAAGGCCAAGGGCGAGCUGAGCAAAAAUGCAAAGGCUAUGCGCCAUCCGAGCUAUGAUUUGGCUUGUCACAUUCUGUACCAAGUGUAUAGUCGAACUGUUGCGCCGCAGGCGGAUGCACUCAACAAUUAUCAAGCAUUCUCAAAUAACGUAUACGGAGAAAUCAACCCAGUUCUGGUCAAGGAUUUCAUCAGCAAGACAAAAGUGAAUUCACAUAGUGUUUUUAUGGAUAUGGGAUGUGGGAUUGGCAAUGUGGUAUUGCAAGUUGCAGCACAGACGGGAUGCGAAGCUUAUGGUAUCGAGAUCAUGGAGGUACCUUGCAAGUGUGCAAAGCGACAACUGAAGGAAUAUGCUGCACGGAUGAAAGCAUGGCGUCUACCCACAGGCAAAAUCCAUUUCCGACACGGUGACUUUCUGGACGUUGGAUCGAGUGACAUGUACCAAACGUUGAAGCGGGCAGACGUGCUGUUGGUCAACAACUAUGCGUUCGAUAUGGAGACCAACCAUAAGCUUGCGCAGCUGUUCUUGGACUUGAAGGAAGGCACUAAAAUCAUCUCACUCAAGUCGUUCGUACCAAAAACUCACAAGAUCAACCAACGGACAUUCGACAAGCCAGAGUCGAUUCUGCGUGUGGAAGAGUUUGAGUAUUUCUCGGAGGCUGUAAGCUGGACCAAUAACGGAGGCACCUAUUACAUUGCAACCGUCGACAGGAGUCGUCUGAAACCUUUCUAUGAAGGCAUGUACCCCUCAACGUGAAGAUAUGCAGCUUUUAUAUAAGCAAGAGAAACAUGCGUUAUUAUGUAAACCCUUUUUUUUAAUGUAGCGACUGUGUAUAAAAAGAAACCCCCAUCUCGUAUUGUAAUUCUUAUAAAGAAAAACCACCUUUCUAUUUAUUUAAUAUCAAACUGGGACAACUGUAACUUGUGGACCUACUG
This is a messenger RNA of Zychaea mexicana, 1686 nucleotides long. Its product is annotated as histone methylation protein DOT1-domain-containing protein. Gene Ontology annotation, cellular component: nucleosome; nucleus. Lineage: Eukaryota; Fungi; Mucoromycota; Mucoromycetes; Mucorales; Lichtheimiaceae. The transcript is spliced from 5 exons. Bases 83 to 1507 code for a protein of 474 amino acids. Gene Ontology annotation, molecular function: histone H3K79 methyltransferase activity; histone binding. Gene Ontology annotation, biological process: regulation of transcription regulatory region DNA binding; DNA damage checkpoint signaling; DNA repair. The record is from RefSeq and is a predicted model, not a curated record.